AAUAGACUAUCUAAAAAAUGAACCCGGGGACCGGUGUUGCCCCAUCCGAGCCGUUGAUGCGGCAAUAGGCAGCCCAUGUUUUCUAAAAAAUGGUGGAGAAGUUGAAGGCGAGCAAGGACGUCUGCGUAACUGCUUUCGAAAGGAUUUUCAUUAUAUGCCGAUUCAGUUUUAUGUUUUUGAAAGAUCAAAAGAACCAUUACAAGACAUGGCAUUCAUGAGGCUGGGUUCCAAAUCCGAAGCAUUUCAUCGUGAAGGCCAAACUUGGCAGUGCACGAGUGGACUCCAAAGUGAUGUGACUGUUGAAAUUGGAGAUAUGGCCUUUCAUCUUCACAAGUUUCCCUUGAUGUCAAGAAGUGGACUACUAGAAAAGCGAAUUGGAGAAUUGUCUAGUGGUGAUGGAUCAGUAUGUGUGUUGCAACUUCAUGACAUACCCGGUGGAGCUAAAUCAUUUGAGCUCAUUGCCAAAUUUUGCUAUGGUGUGAAAAUGGAGCUCACUGCUUUGAAUGUAGUUGUUCUUCGGUGUGCAGCUGAGUACCUUGAAAUGGAUGAACAUUUUGGAGAGGGGAAUCUUAUUGCCCAAACAGAAGGUUUCCUUAACGAAGUUUUUUCCAAUUGGGCGGACACAAUCAAGGCUCUCAAAACCUGUGAAGAAGUUCUACCUUUUGCAGAGGAACACCAUAUUGUCUCCAGAUGCAUCAAUUCCUUGGCAAUGAAAACCUUUUCGGAUACAAACUUACUCAAUUGGCCUGUUUCAGGGUCCAUUAACACGCCGAGCCCUAGAAACACCAUCUUAUGGAAUGGAAUAUCCACUAAAACCAAAACACAAAAUGCCGGUGAUGAUUGGUGGUAUGAGGAUGUGUCCUCUCUUUCAUUACCUCUCUACAAAAGACUUAUUCUAGCCGUUGAAUUAGGAGGCAUGAAGCCAGAAAAAAUUGCUGGGUCCCUCAUUUUUUUCGCCAAAAGGCAUCUUCCUUUGAUGAAUAAGGACACAAACCAUGCUAAUCCAGGGUCCACCAUAUCUGUCCCUCCUGAGGCAGAUCAAAGGACUAUACUUGAAGAGAUUGUGGAGUUACUUCCUAUUCAGAAAGGGGUUACAAACACUCAGUUUCUUCUUAGAUUGCUCCACGCUGCUAUGAUUUUGCAUGCAAGUCCCUCGUGCAGAGAAAGUUUAGAGAAAAGAGUGGGGGCACAGCUAGACCAAGCUUCUUUAGAAGAUGUGUUGAUACCAAAUAUGGGAUACUCAGUGGAGACUCUAUAUGAUAUAGACUGUUUUCAGAGGAUUUUGGAUCAUUUCAUGUUGAUGGAUCAGGCUGCAGCUGCAUCAUCUCCUUGCAUAGUUGAAGAAGGGCAGUCAAUGGAAGGGGACCCGCAUUCACUGACGUCGAUAACAAUGGUCGCCAAUCUGGUGGAUGUUUAUCUUGCUGACGUGGCCCCGGAUGUUAAUUUGAAGUUUCCGAAAUUCCAGUUGCUUGCUGCUGCUGUCCCUGAUUAUGCCAGGCCACUUGCUGACAGCAUGUACCGUGCGAUCGAUAUAUAUUUGAAGGCACAUCCUUGGCUCACAGAUUCCGAGCGGGAGCAAAUUUGCAGACUCAUGAACUGCCAAAAGCUCUCGAUAGAGGCUAGCACCCAUGCAGCCCAGAAUGAGAGGCUACCUCUCCGAGUGAUUGUCCAAGUCCUGUUCUUUGAACAGCUUCGCCUACGCACAUCAAUUUCUGGUUGGUUCUUUGUCUCUGACAAUCUGGAGAGCUCACAAAAUCCCAAUGGAAACCUUGCACUCUCUUCACAAGACAGGGCUGUGGGUAUUGAUGACAUAAGGGAACGCCUUUCUGAUCUGGAAAAAGAGUGUCAGAUGAUGAGAAGGGAGAUUCAGAAGUUGGUGAAGACAAAGAGAAGCUGGAAUAUUUUUUGCAGGCGAAAAUCACCGCAUAGCAAUACUACACUACCAAUUCCCUCCAGUUUAAAACCACCAGCAAAGUAGUUCUGAAAGUUUGAGUUUCACGAAUUAACCUUUGAAAGGUCAAGUAACACAUCAUCCCAGUAUAUUUAUAGGUAUUUGUCCGAAUAAUGGAUGAUUCUUGGUUCUGUUUGAUUCCAAUUUUUCCAUAUCUUGUUUUCUUACUGAUUAGGUAAUGGCCAUCUUUAUUUUCUCAUAUAA
This is a messenger RNA of Rhododendron vialii, 2155 nucleotides long. RefSeq names its product BTB/POZ domain-containing protein At5g03250-like. The record is from RefSeq and is a predicted model, not a curated record. The transcript is spliced from 5 exons. Lineage: Eukaryota; Viridiplantae; Streptophyta; Magnoliopsida; Ericales; Ericaceae. Bases 155 to 1978 code for a protein of 607 amino acids. Gene Ontology annotation, molecular function: protein binding.